GCGUUAACAGUGUGAGGGGAUGGGGACGGAUCGUUUGCUAUUAGCGGAGGUAGGACCGCCAAUAAAGCGGCGAGCAGGGUUACGGAGGAAGCAGGCGGGUAGAGGCUCCUACAGGGGAAGUUAGGGCACGAAA
This is a messenger RNA of Prunus mume (Japanese apricot), 133 nucleotides long. NCBI's taxonomy places the organism in Eukaryota, Viridiplantae, Streptophyta, Magnoliopsida, Rosales, Rosaceae. The record is from RefSeq and is a predicted model, not a curated record.